AUGGCUUCAAGAAAACCUACUGAAGUAAAAUCCUCAUCAAGAAAGGAUAAGAAAGAAGCUUCCCAGGAUAAAUCAAUGAAUAUUUAUUUCUCUCCACAACAACAUAAAAUCCUGAAACAGAAAAUGAAUGACAUCAAUUCCAGUAAUGAUACCCUGGAAUCAGAGGGAAUAAAAAUAUCUGAAAAGGAUUUGUUAUUGCGUAGCAGCUUAAGAUCAAACUUGGAGGAAAUAAAGAUGGAAUUGGCUACGACUGCAGCAGAAAUCAAAUCAGAAAUUAAACAAGAGAUUAAUGUUCUUGCUGCUAAAAUGCAGAGAUUUGAGGAUCAAGAAAUGGAUUUUCAAGUAAAAACUCUUACAGAUGAAAGCCAGAAGGCCCAUAGUAAGAUUUUGGCCCUUGAACUCAAACUGAAUGAUAUGGAAGUUGCUGAAAAAAUUUACGUUUCAGAAAUAUACUGGAGAAGCGCACACAAGAGGACUUUUUGUAGACUUUUUUGUAGCUUUGGGAAUUACGUUUGA
Messenger RNA from Pelobates cultripes (western spadefoot toad), 516 nucleotides. Lineage: Eukaryota; Metazoa; Chordata; Amphibia; Anura; Pelobatidae. The record is from the annotation of a GenBank genome assembly.